GCUACAGCCCCCUCCCUUUCUUUCCUGUUUCCCCACCUCUUUCCCUGUCUUUCUCUCCUAUCCUAACCAACAUGGCCGCUAAGUCGGAUGGAGCAGCGGUGUCUGUGGACGAUGACAACACGCCCAGGAGCCUGUCGGAGCCGGGGAACCCCGUGGCCCGGUCCCGCUGCACGGCCGCCGGUGGGAAGCCCUACACCCUGCUGGACUGCUGCUGGGUGCUCUGCGCCCUGCUCGUCUUUUUCUCCGACGGAGCGACCGACCUGUGGCUGGCCGCAGACUACUACCUGAGAGGCGACUACUGGUGGUUCGGCUUGACUCUGGUCUUUGUCGUGGUGCCCUCCGCUGUCGUGCAGGUGCUGAGUUUCAGGUGGUUCGUGUAUGACUACUCGGAUCUUAGCGGCGGGGAAGGCUCGGGCAGCGGCAGCGGCGGGAGCUGCGCGGCGGCGGCAGGCGCGGCAGGCGCAGAUGCCACAGCGGGCGACGGCACGUUAAGCACCAAGGACAGCGACCAGCACGGUGGGAACGCGCCAGCGGUGAACGCCGCGAAUGUUACCCCGGUGUAUGCGUCCUCUGGCCCGCCUGCUGCGGCGGUGAGAGUCGGCUCCCCCCGGAGAUGCUGCACCAUCUGCAUGUGGGUCUUUCAGACCGUGCUUCACGUGCUGCAGCUGGGGCAAGUCUGGAGGUAUGUCCACGCCCUGUACCUGGGCGCCCAGAGCCGGUGGCACAGGAACGGGCCCCGCCGUCACUUCCACUGGAGGUUGAUGUUCGAGAGCGCCGACAUCACCAUGCUGCGCCUGCUGGAGGCCUUCCUGAAGUCUGCGCCGCAGCUCGUGCUGCAGCUGAGCAUCAUGAUUCACGGGAACGGCGUGCUGCCGCUCCAAGGCCUCUCAGCUUCAGCAUCACUGGUUUCACUGGCCUGGAUGAUCGCCUCCUACCAGAAGGUUCUCCGGGACUCUCGUGACGACAAGCUGCCCAUGUCCUACAAGGCCGUGAUCGCCCAGAUGCUGUGGCACUUCUUCACCAUCGGGGCGAGGACCGUGGCUUUCGCCCUUUUUGCCUCUGUCUUCCAGCUCUACUUUGGUAUUUUCAUCGUCAGCCAUUGGUGUGUGAUGACCUUCUGGAUUAUCCAGGGUGAGACUGACUUCUGCAUGUCCAAGUGGGAAGAAAUCAUCUACAACAUGGUCGUGGGUAUCAUUUACAUCUUUUGCUGGUUCAACGUCAAGGAAGGGCCCAGUCGCUUCCGUAUGGCUCUGUACUACUCCGUGACUCUGGCUGAGAAUGUGGCGCUGACCGCUGCCUGGUAUACCUACCGUGGCCCCCAAACAAGUGACUCAUCCGCCCUGGUCGUGGUGUGCCUGGUGGCCUGCAGCUUUGCCCUGGGAACCUUCUUCAUGCUGGUAUAUUACUGCUGGCUGCACCCGGACGGGCCUGUUCUGGGCUCCCAGUGGGGAGGAUGCGUCGAUGAGGGUGUGGUAGGAACAGGGGGUAUGGUGGGAGUUAUUGAUGCUUGCCUUACUCCAUCCCAAGGGUCCCAAACGGAUAUGGUCAUUACUAGUCCUCCACGGACUUUGCCCAGGACUAAAGAUAAAGAUUUGGGGGAGCCAGUUCCUGGGGAACGGGACAGAGACAAGGACAGCUGCCUGCCGGUCUUCCAGGUGCGCCCCUCCCCUUCCUCUUCUCCCGCUCUGCUUCACAGGACCUCCUCCACAUCCCGUGCACAAGAGGGUCCUGUGAUCAGGAUUGACCUCCCAAGAAAGCGAUACCCAGCCUGGGACGCACACUUUAUCGACCGCCGCCUCCGCAAGACCAUCCUGCUUCUGGAGACCACCUCGGCCAUGAGUCCACGGAUACAGUACAGGAGCAGCUUGAUGGGCAGCAAAGAGGUGUUAGAAUAUGAGACAACUGUUUAAGCCAACAGGGGCUGUUAAACUACAAAGUGCAGUCUGGGUCCAAGGCUCAGCCCGGAAUCAGUCUUCAACCCAGGAAUACCUGUGCCGGGAGUAGCAUGAAAAGAAGACGGCGUGUCGGGCGACUCUCAUUGAGAAAACAGGUUGUCAAACUGCGAUUGUGAAACGUGAACCUCAAUGUGGGACCAAAGCUGUUGAAGAACAUAUAGCAAGAAUUACCUGUUGGAAGUUAAUGGAGUAUACUGAGCCAGGAUUGUCUCAUUUUCUAACACUUCAAACAAGAGGAAUUUAAUCUCACACCAGGGACCAGUAAGUGUUAGAUUUUGUUUCAAUCUGGACGGUGAGGACAACAAGUAAAAGGACACCAGAGAAAUAAAGCUUGAGAUAAUUAAAAAAAACAGUCUGCCACAUGAACUGAAGCCUCAGGCCAUAGAGACAGAACAGAAAUGUAUGACAUGUUGAAGAAACAGAUUGUCAGAGUGUUCAUGAGACAUGCAAUCAUUUUGGAUUUGGGCAAAAUACAUAAAUCUAUAGUCUAUUGAUUUGGCAUUCACAGAUGCUGAGUGAUUAUCUACAACCAAAUUCAUCCCAGGUUUAGCCAAGAUAAACAGGCACCUCUUAUCAAUCAGUCACUUCGGCAUGCUUCACAGAAUUACAAUGACUUGCAAGAAUACACACAGACGAGUCCGAGUCGAUUUGUUGCAAGGGUUGCUUUGUUCUUUCCAUCCAGUCAUGUCCCCAAAAGGUUGCAUGCGCCUCACAAAUCUUUGGUAAUUGUGCUCUUUAAACAUUUUGUCAGAGGCGUCUGAAGGAAAAAGCUGCUCGAAUUCCCCAGCAGGGCCUUGGCUUUCAUCUGAUGAUGGAUCGUAACUCAGUCUAAGCUCAGAUGGUCCAUGAAACGUAGGCCUGCAAUACAACUGAUACCAAUUCACCCAUCCAUUUGUGCCACAACUGCAGCCAUAGCACAAGUCUCGCUGUUUACAUCCUAGCUGCACUGUCGACCCCGACCCAACGGACUUGCUUGGAAAGCUGAACGAGGAUCAAACGGCUACCAACGUAUGGCAUGCUGUAAAUCGCCAGAAACAGGUCUGUGAUGUACAGUUGAAUAAAUGCAGAUGUCCAAUACUGUAUAAGAUGUUAAAAUAAGCUGUAGUUAGGUGAUGAAUGCCUUUUGUGAGUAAGGAAGCUUCAUUUACUCGUAAGAGUCUAAAUGUUGUCCAAAGUGGUUCACUUUUUUCUAAAAAUCAUAUUAUGUAGGAUAUGGAGGAUAUCACGGUCUAUUUCAGUAUACUAGGAACUGGUUUUUAUGGGUUUGAUUUUGAGGGAAAAAAUAAUAAAAAGAAAUAUACCACUUGUUUAAAGUUAACCGUCAAGACAAAGAGUACAGAUAUGUUUUUGCAAACUAGAUAGUUGCAAUAGUUGAUGUCUUUUGUAACAAAAAGGAUAUACCCACCAUCUACGUUCUUUUGUUGGGCUUGGUUUCUUUGGAGGACUAUCAUGUUUUAAGAUUAAGUAGGUUCUGUCUCUCCCUUCAGGCAGAGAGAGCAUUAACUAUACAAACAAUGCUUGGUGGACUUGGUCACUGAAUCAAGAAGUUAAACAGAAGUUGCUUUAAAUGCAUAACUUUGGGCAGAAGUUUACUUUGCCAUUAUUAGGCAUGGGCCGGUAUGAGAAACUCACAACUUUGAUUAAAAAUACUUGAUUUAAUUGCUUUUAUUGAAAAUAAAAACUCAGCAAUUGUUCAGAAAGUUAUAUUGUGUUACGAAAAUGUUGUUCAUUCUGCCCAUGGAACCACAGACCAGAUCUUUAACCAUCAGUGUUGUUAGGUCAUAUGAGUUUGCUUGUCUAGUUCACAUGCAUCUGUAGAAAACCUAUGAGGUAUUUUGUGAGGGAGUAUGAGUCGCCUGAUAUGCUUUGAAGGGCUAUCUGGUUAUUUUAUACCAAAAACAAUGCUCUGUCCACAUGUUUAGCACAAAAAUAAAAAUUCUUAUGGACUCCACUCUUUGAGCGAAGUCCUUGGCCCCUUUGGACGUUUCCCAAGCAUGCACAACUGGAAGGAGACCCCAGUGCAGACUUAGAAGCACAGAGAUGAUUGGAUAUAUUUCCAAACCACCAAAUUUGUCGAAAUAGUACAGUGUCUUUCUUUCAGUCAGCUCAGCAACAAGAAGAGGAAGAGGCAGCACUCCAGCUCAUUCAUACGGUUAGAUCAAACUCACCUUAUUCCAGUGAAUUUUGUGGCAGCCCAGUAAAAUGACUUUAAACUGUGGGAACUUUUUUGUAGCUUAAAAACCCUGGUAUGCUGUGAUACUGGUAACCGGCCCAUGCCCGAUCAAUUUAGACUCCAUACACUAAGGCAACAAUCAAUAGUGAUCAGGCAAUUCAGGUCUGAUCCUUCUGGAUGUGGGCAUUUUUUGGCAGUAUGUCAGUUAUUGAAUGAACAUUGGAUGUUGCUCUUUCUUUUAAUUUUGUGUAUGAAAAAAAGGGAGCAGUGAUGACAGAAGGAAAGUGACAUUGAUCCUCUAUCAAUGUGGAUACAUUGUUGAGUUUUCAACGGAUCAACAACCAGCAGCAUUUAGAUUUUUUCAAUACUUUCAUGAGACAUUUUUCCAAGUUGGUUUAACUGGAGGCUUGUUGAAGAUGAAGAUGGAUCCUCAACAUAUCACAUUUUUCUUUCAGCUGA
Molecule: messenger RNA, 4587 nt
Organism: Poeciliopsis prolifica (blackstripe livebearer)
Lineage: Eukaryota; Metazoa; Chordata; Actinopteri; Cyprinodontiformes; Poeciliidae
Gene: xkr7b
Product: XK, Kell blood group complex subunit-related family, member 7b
Exons: 4
Coding region: 72-1910 (612 amino acids)
Biological process (GO): engulfment of apoptotic cell; phosphatidylserine exposure on apoptotic cell surface; apoptotic process involved in development
Cellular component (GO): plasma membrane
Source: RefSeq, a predicted model, not a curated record